Molecule: messenger RNA, 618 nt
Organism: Limulus polyphemus (Atlantic horseshoe crab)
Lineage: Eukaryota; Metazoa; Arthropoda; Merostomata; Xiphosura; Limulidae
Product: soluble guanylate cyclase 88E-like
Exons: 1
Biological process (GO): nitric oxide-cGMP-mediated signaling; response to oxygen levels; cGMP biosynthetic process
Cellular component (GO): guanylate cyclase complex, soluble
Molecular function (GO): heme binding; guanylate cyclase activity; oxygen sensor activity
Source: RefSeq, a predicted model, not a curated record
GUACUGAACAUUUCUGAGAAGGAGUUUUUGGAACAAAUGGGAAAGUUCUUCGUCUCGUUUCUUGGUCAGUAUGGCUACGACCGAGUUCUCUCUGUUCUAGGACGUCACAUGCGAGACUUCUUGAAUGGUCUAGACAACCUACACGAGUACCUGAAAUUCAGUUACUCCCGGCUGAAAGCGCCAUCUUUUUUCUGCGAAAAUGAAUCAGCAACAGGUUUAACCCUACAUUACCGUAGCACACGUCGUGGUUUCUUAUGGUACACUGUUGGGCAGAUAAAGGAAGUUGGAAGUCAUUUCUACAAGACUGAUGUCGAGAUUGAGGUGAUAAGGGAAGAGGUUAAGAUGAAUACUCUUGAUGUCACCAUGAAGCUGACAUUCAACAACUCAGCUUUCCAGUCAGAAGAAAAUAAUCAUAUCGCAAAGAUUGACAAAGCGAUGCUCCCUGUCCAGCCUCAUCUCUUUCUUCAAAUAUUUCCUUUCUGUGUUGUAUUCGAUGAAAAACUAGCCAUUAAAAGCAUAGGGGAUAGUCUCCAAAAUGUGUUUCCAAAAUGCAUAGGAAAGAAAAUAUUGGACAUCUUUGACGUCAAUAGACCUAUCAUUGACUUCUCCUGGAAAUCA